ACCCGGGUGACGAAAAAGAAGGGCGAGCUAUUAACAGAGAACGAGAAAAAGGCCAAUCACAUUGCGUCGGAGCAGAAGCGCAGACAGAAUAUACGCGUGGGAUACGACCAGCUGAUUCAAAUCGUGCCCACUUUGACGCCGUCGCAGAGGAGCGAAGCCCUGAUUUUGCAAAAAACCGUCGAGUACAUAAAAUACUUGCUGAUGGAGCGGGAGAUCCUCGAGGGACAGCUUGAC
Molecule: messenger RNA, 234 nt
Organism: Kickxella alabastrina
Lineage: Eukaryota; Fungi; Kickxellomycota; Kickxellomycetes; Kickxellales; Kickxellaceae
Product: Myc-type, basic helix-loop-helix domain-containing protein
Exons: 1
Biological process (GO): regulation of transcription by RNA polymerase II
Molecular function (GO): DNA-binding transcription factor activity, RNA polymerase II-specific; protein dimerization activity; RNA polymerase II cis-regulatory region sequence-specific DNA binding
Source: RefSeq, a predicted model, not a curated record